Molecule: messenger RNA, 1714 nt
Organism: Condylostylus longicornis
Lineage: Eukaryota; Metazoa; Arthropoda; Insecta; Diptera; Dolichopodidae
Product: membrane-bound alkaline phosphatase-like
Exons: 3
Coding region: 40-1611 (523 amino acids)
Biological process (GO): dephosphorylation
Molecular function (GO): alkaline phosphatase activity
Source: RefSeq, a predicted model, not a curated record
CUUUAAUCACCAACGUGAAAGUUUUAAAAGAAGGGAAAAAUGACUACGGUCUUCAAAUUUUUAAUAAUUUGGGUACUUUUGAAUAUCACAACUAAAUGUGGAGGAGAAAAUUUGUUAACUGAGAAUGAUGAAGAACGUAUGCAUCCAGAUUUGGUUCCUUUCGAUACUAGCCAAAUUAAUAGUGCUGAAUUAAAUUCAGAAUAUUGGAUUGAAAAUGCUCAAAAAGCAAUAAAAGAGAAAUUAGCUAUAAAUAAGAAUGAGAAAAAAGCAAAAAAUAUAAUAUUUUUCUUAGGAGAUGGUAUGUCCGUUCAUACAUUAACAGCAACUCGAGCAUAUUUAAAAGAUGUUUCACACCAGUUAUCUUUUGAAAAAUUUCCAUAUGUUGGUCUUUCAAAAACUUACUGUGUUAAUGCACAAGUGGCUGAUUCUGCUUGUAGUGCAACUGCUUAUUUUACUGGUGUUAAAAAUAAUAUUGAUAUGAUUGGAGUGACGGCAGAGGUAGAAAGUCGAGCAUGUGAUGAAACAAAAGUUGUCAAAAAUAGAGUUGACAGUAUAGCUAAAUGGGCACAAGAUUCGGAUAUGUCAACGGGUAUUGUAACUACAACAAGAGUAACACAUGCCACACCAGCUGGUACAUAUGCUUCCAUUGCACAUCGUGAUUGGGAAUGUGAUACAUGGAUUUCCGAAAAAUGCAAAAGUUAUAGUAUUAAAGACAUAGCGUAUCAACUGAUUCACGGGGACACUGGAAAAAAUUUUAAAGUAAUUUUAGGUGGUGGAAGAUCAUUGUUUUUAAACGAAAGUAUGCGCGGAGAGGAAGGUGAAACUGGUACUCGACAAGAUGGGAAAAAUUUAAUUCAAGAAUGGUUAGAUGAUAAAAAGAAACAAAAUAUUAAUGCUAAAUAUAUUUGGAAUCGUAAAGAAUUACUUUCCACUGAUACUAGCAAAAUUGAUUAUUUACUUGGGCUUUUUAGUCCUGAUCACUUACCAUAUCAUGGCGAUAGAAUUCGUUCAUUUACAGAUAAAGGAGAUCCAAGUUUAAGUGAAAUGACGGAAACAGCAUUAAAAAUUUUAAGCAAAAAUUCAAAUGGUUUCUUUUUAUUAGUAGAAGGUGGAAGGAUCGAUCAUGCUCAUCAUUAUGUUAAAGCUAGAAAAGCAUUAGAAGAAACAGUUGAAUUCGCAAAUGCUGUUGAAAUAGCCAAUAAAAUGUUUGACGGAGAUGAUGAAACACUAAUUAUUGUAACAUCAGAUCAUUCUCAUACGAUGACUGUUAAUGGUUAUCCUAAUCGAAAUUCAAAUAUAUUAGGACUAAGCGACUCACUGGAUGAUAAAGGAAAAAAAUACGCAAUAUUAUCAUACGCUAAUGGGGAUGGUUUUUAUACGAUUUUCCCAAAAAAUGGUACGGAAAAAAGAGACAUAGAAAGGGAUGAUUUUGAAGAUGCUGAAUAUAACUAUCCGAGUCAUGUACCCUUAGAAAAGGAAACACAUGGUGGAGAAGAUGUUGCUAUAUUUGCCAAAGGACCUCAGGCUCAACUCUUCGUAGGUAAUUAUGAGCAAAGUUACAUACCAAUAUUAUUGGCUAAAAUUGCUCAAAUUGGACCUUAUAAACUUUAAAAAUUCUUUAAAAUCUAAGUUUGAAGAAUGUACUUUUGUAUAUGUAAGUAUUUAACGUAAUAAAUUGUAUUUUUAUUAAAAUUAAUUAAAAUAUUUUGAAGUA